This is a messenger RNA of Penaeus vannamei (Pacific white shrimp), 714 nucleotides long. Lineage: Eukaryota; Metazoa; Arthropoda; Malacostraca; Decapoda; Penaeidae. The record is from RefSeq and is a predicted model, not a curated record.
AUGACGGAAGCCUCCGGGACAACCUCAUACCGUCAUCAAGGAGGGUUUGGUGGCAGUGGCUGUGGCAGUGGUCAAUCAGCACCGUACACACAACGCCACUUCAGUACUUCGUCAACACAAGGGUCAUACACAGUGGCGAUAUUGUUUACAGAGAGAGAGAGAGAGAGAGAGAGAGAGGAGAGAGAGAGAAGAGAGAGAGAGAGAGAGAGAGAGAGAGAGAGAGAGAGAGAGAGAGAGAGAGAGAGAGAGAGAGAGAGAGAGAGAGAGAGAGAGAGAGAGAGAGAGAGAGAGAGAGAGAGAGAGAGAGAGAGAGAGGAGAGAGAGAGAGAGAGAGAGAGAGAGAGAGAGAGAGAGAGAGAGAGAGAGAGAGAGAGAGAGAGAGAGAGAAGAGAGAGAGAGAGAGAGAGAGAGAGAGAGAGAGAGAGAGAGAGAGAGAGAGAGAGAGAGAGAGAGAGAGAGAGAGAGAGAGAGAGAAGAGAGAGAGAGAGAGAGAGAGAGGAGAGAGAGAGACGAGAAAGAGAGAGAGAGAGAGAAGAGAAGAGAGAGAUUUGGCUACCAGCGUCUUUAGCGGCCCCGAAGCUCGACGAUGCGUCCUUGUCGGAUGUGAGGAUCAAAAGGCGGAGAAGUGCGCCGCGCGAGACCGGCCUCCGCGCUGCAUUUAACACUCCCCUUGUUCCAUUUUUGAUGAAGGACGUUCCCCAUCAGCCGCUAUAA